UGUCCUUCUUCCCUAUCUCUCAAACUCUCUAUAGCACGUUUCUUACAGUAAUUGACUACUAAUAAUAAUCACAUAUUUUCUUCCUUUCUCUGCCAACAUAUAUCCUCUCUCAAAGCCCUAGCCUUUAUUUUUAUUUUUAUUUUGCUAGACAAAGAGUGUAUCUUUUAAGUUAAUGAGACUGUAAAUUUUUUUUUAAAAGCUGUCUUUGUCAUCAUUUUCUUCGUUUUUCUCUCUCUCUCUAUCAGACCAUGAAUUCAUAAUCAUCGUCGUCGUCGUCUUCUUCAUCGAUAUAUCUCUUUCGAAUACGUUUAGAGGAAAAAGGAAAAGGAAACAGGGUACAUACAUGGCGUUUCACCAUAGCAGCACCCACCUUUCUCAAGACCUUCCUCUCCAUCACUUUACCGACCAGCAACAGCAACAACCCAACCAAACCCAGCAAGGCGACCAACUUCAGGAAACCGCCGCUCCCAAUUGGUUAAACUCCGCCCUUCUCCGUCCCCAACAGCCGCAACCACCGCAACCCCACCCGCACUUCUCCCACCCUAACUUUCUUAACCUUCAUACUACUACAACUGCUUCCGACUCCACCGCGGCUUCCCAAGCUCCUAACCCGAUGCUCUCCCGUUCAUCCUCUUCGCUUCUUCAUCGAAACCACAGCAACGUCAUCGACGACGCGGCUGCGGCGGCAGCAGCUGCGGUGGCAGCAGCUGCGGUAGGAGGAGGUGUUAUGGCCGUGGAAUCGGGUGAUUUGAAGAACAGCAUCAGCGAGACUAUGAAUAAUAAUAAGAGCGAAGGCGUGGUGGUGGAGAGUGGAGGAGGAGGAGGCGGAGAUGGGAUUGUGAAUUGGCAAAAUGCGAGAUACAAGGCAGAGAUUCUAGCUCACCCAUUUUACGAGCAACUAUUGUCAGCACACGUGGCGUGCCUUAGGAUCGCCACGCCAGUGGAUCAGCUUCCGAGGAUCGACGCUCAGCUGGCUCAGUCGCAGCAUGUGGUGGCUAAAUACUCAGCUCUCGGUGGAGGGUCGCAGGGCUUGGUUAGUGAUGACAAAGAACUCGAUCAGUUCAUGACGCAUUAUGUUCUGUUGUUAUGUUCGUUUAAAGAACAAUUACAACAACAUGUUCGUGUCCAUGCGAUGGAAGCAGUGAUGGCUUGCUGGGAGAUUGAACAAUCCUUACAAAGCUUAACAGGUGUUUCCCCAGGGGAAGGAACAGGUGCUACAAUGUCUGAUGAUGAUGAUGACCAAGUCGACAGUGAUGCCAACUUGUUUGAUGCAAGUUUGGAUGGUACAGAUUCAAUGGGGUUUGGACCUUUGAUCCCAACAGAGAGUGAAAGGUCUUUGAUGGAGCGUGUGAGGCAUGAACUCAAACAUGAACUCAAACAGGGUUACAAGGAGAAGAUCGUGGACAUAAGGGAGGAAAUUUUGCGAAAAAGAAGGGCCGGAAAACUUCCCGGCGAUACAACAUCGGUUUUAAAAGCUUGGUGGCAGUCACAUUCCAAGUGGCCUUACCCUACUGAGGAAGAUAAGGCAAGGUUGGUUCAAGAAACAGGUUUACAGUUAAAACAGAUAAACAAUUGGUUCAUCAAUCAAAGGAAGAGGAACUGGCAUAGCAAUCCAUCGACUUCCACCGUCUCCAAGAGCAAACGUAAAAGUAAUGCAGGUGAAAACAUAAGGUGAUCGGUUCGUGUUAAACCAAAUCAAAGAUUAAACCCAACAUUACUUCUUAUAUAGAUCACAAGAUAUAUAGGCUUUUAGUGGAACUGCAGCAGAGGCUUAUAAGGCGAGGAUCAGAUUUUGCUGCAACAUGAGAAACCGGCUAACACGGGCGAUGAAGCUGAUAUUAGGCCAUUUUGCAGGUAUGCGAGAUCGGAGGUAUUGGUAGGGAAGUUUAGGAAAAUUAUAACUAGUGUUACUUUUAAUUGGAUGAAAUUGUAGUUGCGUUGGUAGAUUAUGAUUUUUGGUAUGUAUGUCUCUUUCAUAUAGAUGUGAAUAAAUUGGGAGUGUACAGUGUAAUAAACUUUAUACUUGGUUACGGCCAUGGUAGAUCAUUGUAGCCUUUUUGACAUUGUAAUGCAGAGUAAAAUUAGGUCUUUGCUCUC
Gossypium raimondii (Peruvian cotton) is the source of this 2097-nucleotide messenger RNA. RefSeq names its product homeobox protein knotted-1-like 3. The transcript has 5 exons. Bases 344 to 1675 code for a protein of 443 amino acids. NCBI's taxonomy places the organism in Eukaryota, Viridiplantae, Streptophyta, Magnoliopsida, Malvales, Malvaceae. The record is from RefSeq and is a predicted model, not a curated record. Gene Ontology annotation, molecular function: DNA binding. Gene Ontology annotation, biological process: regulation of DNA-templated transcription. Gene Ontology annotation, cellular component: nucleus.